CUUGUAAAAUGGAGCCUACAGAAAGCCUUAUUGAAGGCAUUGGGGACGAGCUGCUGUGGACUUUUCUCUCUCUAUUUGUAAUCUUCCUGCUCAGCGUGUGGUACCUGUUCUGUACUGAUAGUAGGAGAACAGAGAAUGUCCAUCCUGAACAAGAAGAAGUAGUAGAGAGAGUAAGAGAGCAACUAAGAGACAACCAACAGCAACAAGAAGAAGAAGAAGAAGUCAAUGAAGACUAUGAUCCUGAUAAUGCUGAACUCCCUCAAUGCCCAGUCUGCCUUGGACCUAUAACAUACCUAGCAGAGACUAACUGUGGUCACAGGUUUUGUGCCCAGUGCAUACUAAUGUACUGGAGGACUGAUAGGUGGCCUAGGGCCUGUAGGUGCCCUGUCUGUAGGAGAGAGGUUAAUAUCCUAUUGACAUUGCCUCAGUUGGAGACUAAUGAGAGAUAUCGUGAUUUAACGAAUCUAAUGAGUUACAUAUAUGACAUACCUACAUUACUACGCUACCUACUAAGAGACUUAUUCUCAGUCCAUGGUCUAAUAUGUAUUCACAGGUUACAUAUUUUAGCAGUUUUAGUACUGUUGCUAUUGUAUUUGUUCAUUCCUUUUGAUCUGCUCCCAGAAUCAGCUAUUGGUCUCAUUGGUUUGAUUGAUGAUGGACUUGUACUACUAACUGUUAUUAUAUAUGUGACUUUAUUGUAUAGAUCUUAUGUUACUAACAGAGCUAUCAAUUAAAUAUA
This is a messenger RNA of Amphimedon queenslandica, 739 nucleotides long. RefSeq names its product E3 ubiquitin-protein ligase RNF170-like. Bases 9 to 734 code for a protein of 241 amino acids. Gene Ontology annotation, molecular function: ubiquitin protein ligase activity. The record is from RefSeq and is a predicted model, not a curated record. The transcript has 3 exons. NCBI's taxonomy places the organism in Eukaryota, Metazoa, Porifera, Demospongiae, Haplosclerida, Niphatidae.